AUGAGUGAUAACGAGCAGCCCAUUGCGGCGCGAGCGAGUAACGCGCGGACCUCGCAAGCAUGUCAAAGGUGCCGCUCUCUGAAGACCCGCUGCCUUCCGAGCAGCCAAGCUGGGACAUGUCAACGGUGUUUUGCCGCUGGACGUGAUUGCGCAUGGGCUGAGGCUUCUCGUCGUGCCCGGAAGCUACGAGCACCAUCACGCAUCUCACAGGUCGAGCAAAAGAUUGACGGACUUGUUGCAAGUCUUGUCAAUCCGUUAGCAACACAAAGCACAGCGGACUCGACAAGUUUGUCUACACCUUUUCCUACUUCUUACAGACGACCAGUAGCACCUGGGAACUGGUUACCGAUUCCCUCGUCCUUCGAGCCCCGCCCCGAUGCUCAAGUGACGCCUGUAGAACCAACCGAAGAGGAUGCAGAUGUUGCUGAUCGCCAGUACAUUGAACAAAUCCGCAGCAUACACAGCUUUGGGGAGCCUGAGGAUGCCCAACACCCAGAAGGCUUAUUCCGGCCUUCGAGACACUGCGAGGAACCAGUCAAGGAUGAUCUCAUUGAUAGACUCCUGGCUUCUGGUGAAGCAGAUGCCCUCCUACAUCAGUACAGGAAGAUGUCAGAUUCAUUUCCAUUUGUUCCACUAGCCUCCGACAUCUCAGCUCAGCAGCUUCAUCAAGAUAAGCCCAUGUUGUUCCUCGCAAUGAUGACGGCGGCUUCGUGGAGUGAGCACAAACGCCAAAUGUCCCUGGACGCCAUCUACAGGCAGGAGCUCGCCGGCCGUACCAUCAUACGCCCGCGCAGGACCCUGGGACUUGUGCAAAGCGUGCUUGUAUAUCUUUCAUGGUACCACUUUGUGUUCUCACACAAGACUCAACAAAUUUUCUUCCUGCACCACCUCGUCAUUGGGCUCGCGCUUGACAUUGGACUUCAUCGUGACUUCCAGCCUGUGUUCUUCUCCCACGUCAAGAAGGCACCAGAUAUCGAUCCCAAGGAGAAGCGUGCGCGCCAACGAGCCUUUCUUGGCUGUUACUACCUUGCUUCGAUGGUCUCCGCAGCUCUGCAAAAGCCGAAUUUGUUAAAGCACAACUCCGAGAUGACUGGAUGGGCGCAAGAUCUGAAACAGUAUGGAGAGUUUGUCACCGAUGAAGUUCUCGGACAUCUCGUCUCACUGCGACAACUGGAAGACCAAGUCCAGGAUACUCUGUUCACAGGAGCUGCAGCGGAUGCUCGACUGACCGAUGCUCGCGUGGUCAUGCACGUUCGGUUCUUGAAGACCCAGCUUGAUACUUGGAGGCGAGGCAGCGAGGGUUUACAGUGCCAGUGGAGUAAGCUAGUGCUCAUUCUCUCGCACGCAUAUACCGACAUGCUCCUUCACAGCGUGGCUCUGCGGCCUAUGACAGAGUCCACGCCGCUACCAUCAACUGGUAGCACACACGUAGCAGAGUUACUCUCAACGCUUGAGGCUGCAAAGCGAUUCUUUGAUACCCUAUUGUCGUUUCCCGCGUCCGAUUACCACCUUGUCUCAUUUUCGGAGUGGAUGCGCUUGCCAUCGGCCAUGAUGACCUUAGCAAAGCUGUGCAUCCCAUCCGAUGCGCAUGCAGCUGUUGGUUGGGACGUCAAAGCAGCGCAAAAUCUAGUUCGUCUAGACAUAUGCCUCGAAGCCCUGUGCUUCCGAUUUCAGAACGAGACAACUUAUGACAAGGUCACGCAACCUCAUCACGACUUCUGGUGGGCUAUGAAUCUUGUGACGAGUUUGACCAGAACAUGGUACAUUCGAAAGAUUAGCCCAAGCACUGCAGCUCGAUCUACCCCGAAUUGCAGCUCCACAAACGAUAUCCUGCGUCCAAACUCUGGAGCAUUACCAACGCCACCGCAGAACAUGUUCGCAGAUCUCGCGAAUGUGGACUUUAGCAGUUUGGACCCGAGUCUCGGAGCAGGCCAAGAUAUGAGCUCUGGUUCGCUCUCAUUCAUGACGUCUGUGGAUUUUGACAUGGAGCAAUUCUUUGAUGCAGGCAUCUGGGACGAUGUAGCUUACCACGGCAUGGGCUUUGGUGGUGGUGGUGGUGCCAUGCAUUUCUAA
Didymella exigua CBS 183.55 is the source of this 2073-nucleotide messenger RNA. RefSeq lists its product as uncharacterized. The transcript has 8 exons. The record is from RefSeq and is a predicted model, not a curated record. NCBI's taxonomy places the organism in Eukaryota, Fungi, Ascomycota, Dothideomycetes, Pleosporales, Didymellaceae. Gene Ontology annotation, biological process: DNA-templated transcription; regulation of DNA-templated transcription. Gene Ontology annotation, molecular function: zinc ion binding; DNA-binding transcription factor activity, RNA polymerase II-specific; transcription cis-regulatory region binding. Bases 1 to 2073 code for a protein of 690 amino acids. Gene Ontology annotation, cellular component: nucleus.